Rotaria socialis is the source of this 1320-nucleotide messenger RNA. The record is from the annotation of a GenBank genome assembly. NCBI's taxonomy places the organism in Eukaryota, Metazoa, Rotifera, Eurotatoria, Philodinida, Philodinidae.
AUGCAACGACUUCUCAAACACUCGUGUCGAUGGUCAACUCUAUUUUAUCAUCGAGCAUUCAUUCAUGAUUCAAGUAGUACUGCUCGCAUGGGUGUACCAUUUACAUUUGACGACAGUAAAGCCCUCGAUUAUUUUAAUCAAUGGCGAAGAUCAUUUUGGUUGGCGCCUGGUGAUUGGAAAACAACAUCAGUUACAUUGACUCGACGUUUUCUACCAUGCUGGUCGUUCUCAUUGAAAGGAUCUGCAUAUGCUGAAGCUUACGUAAAACGUGGUUCAUGGUUAUUGGGUGGUACUGAAUGGCAUGCGUUAGCUGAUCAAGUUACUCUACCGAAUGUUGAUCUAUCGGAUAUAAAUGUGUAUGCAGCUCAUAAUUAUGAUCGACAACAUAUAGUUGAAAUCGAUAUGAAACUCAAUGAUACGUUACAAUCAAUUGAUGUUUCAUCGUUAAACAAUGAUAUAAUCGAAGAAUGGACAAUCGAUCGAGAUACAGCAUUUGAAAUUGGUUGGGAUCUAGUCAUAGUUAACGAAAUUCAAAAUCUCAGCAUAAAAAAUUUAACGGAACACAAAAAAGAUGAAUAUCGGAUAACAUCAAUUCGUUUUCGUACUGAAAAUGAAAUACAAAAACUAGUCUAUUUCCCUGUUUAUACUGUUGAUUAUCAAUAUGGAAAUAGGCAAUUUCAAUGUUUAAUCAAUGGUCGAACAGGAAAAGUCGCGGGAUCAAGACAAAUUUCUCGAUUAAAAAUAACAGCAAUACUUAUGGGUGUUAUUUAUCCUGCAUGUAUUAUGUCGCUAAUAUCAAUAGUAACUUUUGUGAUCUACGCUGCCACACAACGUUUUGUUGCUAUACCCAUCGGUUUACUUGCCAUUGGAUUAACCCUUCCUUUUGUUACAAUAAGUUCUUUAAUAUUCGGAAGAUAUGCUCGAGAUUAUUCUCAUCUCUAUCGAGGUAAACGUGAUAUUCGCGAAUGGCUGGAUUUUAAAAAACAAAAUCCACAUUUUUUUACUGAUAAACAUUUUGACGCACGUCAAACGUCGGAAACUUUUACUCGGCAACGAACGCAAGAAACUAAGUCAACCUAUUCAUUAGAAGUCGGUCCUGAUUUCUAUCAAAUAUUAGGUGUAAGCCGAGUCGCAUCAAAUACAGCCAUUAAACAAGCGUAUUUACUCAAAGUGAAAGAAUUCCAUCCGGAUCGAAAUGUUGGAAAUAAAGAAAUUGAAGAAAAAUUUAAAUUAAUUAAUCAAGCUUACGCAAUUCUAUCCGAUCCAGAACAAAGACAACUAUUUGAUACUUAUGGAUAUGAACAUGUAAAAUAUAAAUGA